AUGAGGAAGAGAAAAAAUGGAAAAGAUGCCCAUUUCGAAUGCCGCGUUGGGAUAGCGAUUGUGGUGUGGAACAUGGUGCUGUUGAGCGUUUGCUUGGUAGCAGUAUUGUUGAAAAAUAACCAGCACGACACGAAAGGGCCUGGUGGAGAGCUGGUAGCCAAAGUGCAUUUCGUCGUGGCGCAGACAAGAUUUUCCCCGGGGUGGUGUAGAAUGUUGGUUAGCUCCCUAUUCACCAAUGUAACGGUCGUUAGUGUGGGGAACGGGGGGUGGUACGGGCAUGUUAGGAGGUGGACGUGGAUAGAGGAAUAUAUCAGGAGGGGGAAUAUGCGGGAUGAGGAUAUCGUGGUCGCGUUUGAUGGUGCCGACACAUUUUUUACAGAAGUAAAGUUCAGGGAGAGGGAAAUACAGACCUUCUUGCAGCGUUCACCACGAAAUCCAGAGGCAUACAGCGAAACGGCCAUCUUACAGGGAGUGAUGUCUUCCCCGUUGAUUUUUGCGACCGAAAGGGGGUGUUACGCUCCACAAGCGUAUAUUAUGCUGGGGGAUGAGGACAAAAAAAGUGACAAGCGCUGUGAACAUAUGUAUGAGAAGAUGAGGCAGCUGGCGAGCGAAGGAGGUGCUGGAGGGCUCGCUGGCAGUGGGGUGAAGAAAGCCUACCUCAAUGGCGGUGGCGCGAUUGCACGAGUAUGGGCGCUGAAAGAAGCCCUGAAAGUAUUCUUCAGCAUCAAAAGAGAAAGCUACAAGUGGUGGUGCGAUCAGAGUAUGUGGGUGGUGGUGUUCAUGUGGAGCAUCACGAGACCACAGCACGUAAGCCAAAAACUAUUACUACGAAGAGGCAUUAUGUCCCUUGACUAUACCUCCAGGUGGUUUGUCCGGGCCCCACUCAAGGCAAACUUCUCCUCCAUCAUUGUCCAUUCGGGACCAAACAAUUGGGAGAAGCUGGGCCUGCAAAGGUCUAUGAGGGUGUUAUCGUGGUAUCGCCAGCUUGCGACCCCGAAUGGGCGCCAGCAAGCAAAGGAAUAUUUGCGCUCUCAAAUGGUUUGGUUAUACAACCCGAAGAGAAAGAAAUUAUCAUUGAAACGCUUCGUUGAGGUGUGUCCCAUUGAUAAGGCGGUGAACCAAAAAUGGUUGUCCAGACCACUGAGGAAGUAA
Trypanosoma brucei brucei TREU927 is the source of this 1152-nucleotide messenger RNA. RefSeq names its product expression site-associated gene (ESAG) protein, putative. Lineage: Eukaryota; Euglenozoa; Kinetoplastea; Trypanosomatida; Trypanosomatidae. The transcript has a single exon. Bases 1 to 1152 code for a protein of 383 amino acids. The record is from RefSeq and is a predicted model, not a curated record.